AUGGCUAUGAUCGCGAAGAGUACCAAGACCACCACCUCCUUAUCCGUCCCAAAUCUCUUCCUCUUCUUCACACUCCUCUCCGUCUUCUCCUUCUUCAUCUUCCUCUUCUUCACCACCUCCACAACCCUAAACUCUUCUCCCUCCCCUCACGCUUCUUCCACCAUCAACGUCUACGUCGCCGACCUCCCCCGAUCCCUCAACUACGACCUCCUCCACCGUUACUGGUUCUCAUUCUCCGAUUCUCGACUCCCCACCGACACAGAUCACCAGGCUCCUCUAUUCCCCCAUCGAACAGCCAAAUUCCCGCCCUACCCUGACAACCCUCUCAUCAAACAGUACAGCGCGGAGUACUGGAUCAUGGGCGACCUCAUGACCCCUCCCAAGCACCGCGCCACAUCCUUCGCCAAGCGCGUCCUCGACCCACUUCUCGCCGACGUCGUUUUCGUCCCAUUCUUCGCCACGCUCAGCGCGGAAAUGCAGCUCGGCGCGAACAAGGGCGCGUUCAGGAAGAAGGUCGGUAACGACGACUACCAGCGGCAGAGGGAGGUCAUGGACGCCGUUAGAAGCACCCAGGCCUGGAACCGAUCCGGUGGACGAGACCACGUGUUUGUGCUAACCGACCCGGUGGCCAUGUGGCAUGUCAAAGACGAGAUUGCCCCUGCUGUUUUGCUCGUUGUGGAUUUUGGUGGUUGGUACAGGCGUGACUCCAGAGGUUCUAACCGUAGCGAGAGUGAUGUGAUUCCUCAUACUCAAGUUUCUGUGAUUAAAGAUGUGAUUGUGCCUUACACGCAUUUACUUCCGAGGUUGGAUUUGUCACAAAACAAGGAGCGGCACCUGCUUCUGUAUUUCAAAGGAGCUAAACAUAGGCACCGGGGAGGUAUAAUUAGAGAGAAGUUAUGGGAUCUAAUGAUCAAUGAGCCUGGUGUUAUAAUGGAAGAAGGUUUCCCUAAUGCAACUGGGCGAGAGCAAUCAAUCAAAGGGAUGAGAACAUCAGAAUUUUGUCUGCAUCCAGCUGGGGAUACACCAACUUCAUGCCGACUUUUUGAUGCAAUACAAAGUCUCUGUAUACCUGUCAUUGUCAGUGACAGCAUUGAGCUGCCAUUUGAAGGUAUGGUGGAUUAUUCAGAAUUUUCUGUUUUUGUGGCAGUUAGUGAUGCAUUGAAACCAAGCUGGCUUUUCAAUCAUCUUAAAAGCUUUUCAAAAGAGCAGAAAGACAGGUUCCGUCAAAAUAUGGCUCAGGUACAGCCCAUCUUUGUCUAUGAUAAUGGUCAUCCAGGUGGUAUUGGACCAAUACCCUCCAAUGGUGCAGUGAAUCACAUAUGGAUGAAAGUUCACCAAAAACUGCCAAUGAUAAAAGAAGCCAUAAUUCGAGAGAGAAGAAAGCCACCGGGUGUUUCAGUUCCACGACGUUGUCAUUGUACUUGA
This is a messenger RNA of Sphenostylis stenocarpa, 1425 nucleotides long. The record is from the annotation of a GenBank genome assembly. Lineage: Eukaryota; Viridiplantae; Streptophyta; Magnoliopsida; Fabales; Fabaceae.